Messenger RNA from Trichoplax adhaerens, 948 nucleotides. RefSeq lists its product as uncharacterized. NCBI's taxonomy places the organism in Eukaryota, Metazoa, Placozoa, Uniplacotomia, Trichoplacea, Trichoplacidae. Bases 1 to 948 code for a protein of 315 amino acids. The record is from RefSeq and is a predicted model, not a curated record. The transcript has 12 exons.
AUGAAACAGAGACAAUUUCUCAAGCGGACUACUGAUAUAUCCCUCUUAAUUGAAUUAAUCUCUUCACCGUACGAAGGCUUAGCGCUAAAGUCGCUACAAAUUAUCGCAGAGUAUGCAAUCGAGAUAUUGUUCUUACGUUACGAAAUAAUCCAUAAAUCAAUUUCUGUUAUCCAUAAUGGUAAAUCGGUGCAAUUUCUUCAAUGUGUAGCUCGUACCAUAAAACAGUGUAUGAACAAACCCUUAACUUUCAUUCCUGGGGUACAUAUAGACGAUCGAGAAUAUUACGUCGCAUUGCGAGACAAUAGUAUCAACAUAUGUAUUGAAGUUACGAAGAUUUUACACUCUCUACUUACUGAAAAAAAUCAAAUUUUAUCAUCAUCCAUUGCAAAUUUAUCACAACAUUCCAAUGAAGAAGUUAUGGCAGCACUUAAGAAAAUACCUGUCGUUCGUAUUUACGAGAUUUUAGCAAGUCAAUCACCGCGUUUAUGUAAAGAUGCACUAGAAAUAUUACAUGUGCUGCUAGUUCACGGAUUUGAUGAUCGUCAUGAUGUUAAGAGUGCUUUACAAUUUUUAUAUGGCCUGGCUAGUUCGGAUAGCAUGUUAUUACAGGGUAUAAUCGAUCACGAUCUAUUCUCCGUUAUCUUCACGGCAACCCGCAAGAUUUCGGACUUGCCAACCGUACUGACAAUAAGAGCUCUGACUGAUAUAGCAAGAUUAGCAACUACUGAGCAGAUUGUGAGAAAAAUAAUAGAAGGAAUGGCAGAAAUUGUCAAGAAGAGCAAGUCAAUAAAAUUCAAGCUAAUCACUGAAAAAUUGCUCAAUUUCUUUGUUUUAGUACUAUUAAAGCUUGAAAUGAUGAGAAGACAUGGUCCGUGGUGGUCCGUUGCACCUUUAGCAAUGGAACUUAUUCACCUAUUGCACCCCAUGGAAAACAAAUACCACAAAUAG